UUCCCAGUUCCUCUCCAUCCUAACUUCAUAUGAAUCUCUAAGAUGCAAACCCAAUCUUUCAAGCUUCUCCUCUGGACUUUUCUCACCUUUGCAUCCCUCCACCAGGGGAAGGGAGCAAAGUGCAGUGCUGAUGGGCCAACAGUGAACCAGACUCAGGUGGGAUUUGGCAACCCUCCCAAAUUCAUGGUGGAAGUCCACAACAACUGUGCUAUGUGCCCAGUUAUUGAUGUUCAUAUCAAAUGUGGAAACUUUUCCCAGGCUCUGGUCAGUCCGAGGCUGUUCAAGGUUUUAGGCCACGACAAUUGUGUCGUCAAUGCUGGGUUGCCAUUGCCACCCUUGCAAAAAUUCUCCUUCAACUAUUCCCAUCAGAAGUAUCCCAUGUCCCCAUCAAUCUGGUACUUCCAGUGUGAAUAGAACUAGAACCAGCUACCACUGCCCACCUUUCCUAUAGCAGUGUAUGUUUUCUCAUCCUAUCUUCCCUUUUAUCUUUUCGUAUUUGUAUCAAGUCCUGAGUUUCUCAAUUUGAAAGAUAACUAUCGCAUGGAAACACUUCAAAGAAGCAAAGACAACAUCCAAGAAACAGUUCAGCAUUGCAUAUAAA
This is a messenger RNA of Vitis riparia (riverbank grape), 601 nucleotides long. RefSeq lists its product as uncharacterized. Bases 43 to 414 code for a protein of 123 amino acids. The record is from RefSeq and is a predicted model, not a curated record. Gene Ontology annotation, biological process: cell fate determination. The transcript has 2 exons. NCBI's taxonomy places the organism in Eukaryota, Viridiplantae, Streptophyta, Magnoliopsida, Vitales, Vitaceae.